This is a messenger RNA of Fomitopsis serialis, 2404 nucleotides long. RefSeq names its product actin-like protein Arp5p. The coding region runs from base 127 to 2310 and encodes 727 amino acids. Gene Ontology annotation, biological process: regulation of DNA-templated transcription. Lineage: Eukaryota; Fungi; Basidiomycota; Agaricomycetes; Polyporales; Fomitopsidaceae. The transcript has 12 exons. Gene Ontology annotation, cellular component: cytoplasm; Ino80 complex. The record is from RefSeq and is a predicted model, not a curated record.
CUUGACAGGACGCUCAGACUCGAAUAUGGCGCUGCCUUCUUUUGCAUCCAGAACCACGCCCGUCCUAUCCUGCGCCGUUGGAUUUGCCGUGUUUCCCAGUGCUCGCUGUAUCUGGAGCGCAUCGCCAUGGCGGACACGCUGAACAUCACGCCAUUACCACCAUUCACCAUCCCCAGUCUCUCGCCACCAGCAUCCUACGAUGAACACAGAGGAAAGCAAACACCCCUCGUAAUCGACAACGGAUCGACGACGCUGAAGUUUGGUUUCUGCACGUCCUCCACCCCGCGAUGCCAGCCCAACGCCGUGGCAAAGUACAAGGAGCGCAAGACGAACAAGCCGCUAUUGUUAUUCGGAGACGGGAUAGACACGGAGAGCGGAGCAAAGUCCCAGGCGAAGACGCCAUGGGAGGGCGAUGUGCUAUUGAACUUCGACGCGCUCGAGAACGCGUUGGACUAUGCUUUCAUCCAUCUGGGCAUCGACGCGUCGACGGUUGAGCACCCCGUCCUCAUGAGCGAGCGACUGUGCUCGCCGCUGCACUCGCGAGCCUUGACGUCCGAACUCAUGUUCGAGCAGUAUUCCGUUCCCUCUCUCGCCUACUGCGUCGACUCCAUGAUGUCGUUUUACCACAACAAUCUGCCGUCCCCGCCCGUCCCCUUCACCUCCGACGGACUCGUCGUCUCCUUCAACUCCGCCUCGACAUCGGUCACUCCGGUAAUGAACGGAACAGGAUUGAUGAGCCACGCUAAACGGAUACCAUGGGGCGCGAACCAGGCGACCGACUACCUCCAUAAACUCGCUCAACUCAAGUACCCCACAUUCCCCACUCGCGUCACGCCUGUGCAGACCAAUUGGAUGCUGCGCAACUUCUGCGGGUUCGCGACCGACUAUCCUGCGCUGCUGCGCCAGCUCAAGGAUCCCCUCAACCUGCGGGCAUCAGAUCGCAUCAUCCAGUAUCCGUUCGCUCUGCCCGUGGUGGAAGAGAAGACGGAAGAGGAGCUCGCAGAGAUUGCUGAGCGUAAGAGGGAGCAAGGGCGACGGUUGCAGAUGAUCGCGGCGAAGGCACGCUUAGAGAAGCUGGGACAGAAGGAGGACGAUCUACAGCGCAUGCUAAGCCUAAGAGAGAGGCGCGCGGAGGAGAGCAAGGAGGAUUGGGCCAACAUCUUGGAGGAGGAAGGGUUCGACGAUGACCAGGCGCUCGACAAAGCCAUCAAGAAGCUCGAUACUGAGUUGCGCAAAGCCAGGAAGGAGGCGGACGGAGAAGAGUUGGAGAACCCACCGCAGUUCGAUCUGCUCGACACUCCGGAUGACGAGCUUGAUGAGGAUGGCCUGAAACAGAAGCGCCAGCAGCGGCUCUUGAAGGCAGGAUUCGAAGCGCGCGAGCGGACGAAGAAGGAGAAGGAGCGAGAGCGGGAAGAAAAGCUAGCUGAAGAACGGCGAGAACAGGAAGAGCGCGAGCGCGACUUGACUGGUUGGUCGAGCAAGCUGCGGAAGGAGCAGGAGACGAUCAUGAACAAGAUCAAGGAGCGGAAUCGGAGGAAGCUCGCGUUGACCGACCGGAAGAGUGCUGCGUCGCAAGCGCGCAUGAAGAGCAUCGCCAAUCUGGCUGCAGAUGACCGCGUCCCGAAGAAGCGAAGGAAGACCGGUGGUGAGGAUUUGUUCGGCGCGGAUGACGCCGACUGGGCAAUAUACCGCAAGAUCAACGCGAACGCCGCCUCAUCUGACGAAGAGGAAGACAUGGCGAACCUGGCCACCGUGGAGCAGAAGCUGCUGCAGCACGACCCGUCCUUCACGCACGAGCACACCCACGCGUCCCUAUCCGCGCAGCGGUCAGCGCUGCUCGCCGCGUUCAAGCCACAGUAUGACGACGGUGACGUCGAGGGAAAGGCGCGCAUUCAUUUGAAUGUUGAGCGGUGGCGCGUGUGCGAGGCGUGGUUCUCGCCGAGCAUGGCGGGCGUGGACUCAGCAGGCCUCGGCGAGGUCCUGCAGAGCGUCCUAUCACGUUUCCCCGAUAGCGAGAAGAGCCUUCUUGCGAAGAACGUCUUUGUCACUGGAGGGGCAUCUCAGCUGCCCGGACUGACUGAGCGGCUGCAAGCAGCGCUGCGACCCAUACUGCCGCCCGAAAUGCCGCUGGGCAUCGUGCGCGCUGCAGAUCCGAUACUAGAUGCAUGGAAGGGCAUGGCCGACUUUGCGAAGACAGACGACCUGCAGAAGGUCAGUGUAACUAAGGAGCUGUACGAAGAAUGGGGCGGCGAGCGCAUCAAGCGGUGGUGGGGCGGCAACUGGAAUUAUGCCACGCCCAUCUCAGAGUAAAGGUAGCGCGCACGCGUCGGACGUGCAUGUAUAAGACGGAUUGCUGUUAGCAAUGGUAGAAGACAGGUCAGGAGCGCGACCACAUUACACGGAU